GUGAGUGCUUUACUUAGUACAUUAAAAUUCAUUUUUUAAAAAAUGUAUUAAGUAUCUUCCGGUAUAUCUGUUACAGGAAUACCUUUAACGGAAAGGAAAUACGUGUUUAUUGCAUGUACUAGUCAGAUUAAGCACCAUUGCAUUUAUUUUCGAUUGGAUUGUUUUUGUCUGCAGUAAAACCAUGUACACAUUGCAUUACAAGGAACAAGGAUAUCGAACGCGUUUAUUGAGGAAAACCCGUCCAUUUACAUAAUGUUAAUACUUUUAAGAGAUCAUUUCAUUUCUAUCACAAAUAAGAGUAAGUUCAAAAAUAUGGUGACUUUGUUUAUUACUUUUUUUACACUCCUUCAGUUGGCGGUGAAAGUUUCUAUGCUUAUCUGCAAUGGAAUAAAUGGAUCAGGGUGUUGUCAUGGGUACAAGUGGGAUCAUUCACAUAGGAAAUGUAUAGUAUGUGAAUAUGGAUUCUUUGGGAGGAACUGUGACACCAAGUGUCGAUACCCUACGUAUGGACAGGACUGUCAGUCUAAGUGUGACUGUGAUGUCCUAAACUGUGAUUAUGUCAACGGUUGUACACAGCCUACAACAAAAUAUAAGGUUCAUUCUGCCUUACACACGAACGACAAGACCGCUACAAAAGGGCAAACUGAGAUACAUAACGUCAGAAGUGAUAAAGAUAUUUCUAAUGUUUCGACAGACACUACUAAGAAUUUUACUUACCCGGUUUAUGAAACAAAGAAAACAGAACCUAAAAAGAACAACACUCUCAUGUUUGGUAUAAUAGGACUAAUGACAGUUUCAUUUAUCAUAUACAUGAUGUAUCUUUACACACGACUAUUAGAGAAACGCUUAGUGAAUUCAAUCUCUCAGUUUAGGUGAAAUAAUAAAUAACAAAAUUGAUCCAUUUUAUAACCAUAAUCUCUUUUAAGGACAGUAUCUAAAAAAUAAAAGUUGCGUACAGGUGAAUGAAAUUCCAGAUUUGAAUUUUUUCGAUGAUGCUUCAUAAUAAUAGCUUUAAUUAAUUGUAUUAACAUUGUGUUCCAUUCUAGUAACCACAAUUUUCAUUUCUCCAUAAUUCUUUGAAGGCCGGAAAGUGAGAGAAACGAUUCGUCAAAUCAAUAAUGACGUCAUAAUGGUUCUAGCAUCAACAAGACACUCUGGAAUCAAAUGUUAAAUCUAGACCCUAAUUUCGAGUUGAAAACCGUUAUUUGUUGUUGACAAGAUUAUUUCAAAUACAAACCCGACAUCAAUAAUAUUUUAUUAAACCAACUUGUCCCAAAAGGUGGAUGUUUGAUUUUAUCAUUAGGAUAGAAACGGAUUUUUCAUUCAUUUUACUUCAAUAUCCAAAUAUACCUUUACAUCUAGUAAAUUAAUAAC
Magallana angulata is the source of this 1374-nucleotide messenger RNA. RefSeq lists its product as uncharacterized. The transcript is spliced from 5 exons. Lineage: Eukaryota; Metazoa; Mollusca; Bivalvia; Ostreida; Ostreidae. Bases 253 to 876 code for a protein of 207 amino acids. The record is from RefSeq and is a predicted model, not a curated record.